Messenger RNA from Pichia membranifaciens NRRL Y-2026, 1425 nucleotides. RefSeq lists its product as hypothetical. The transcript has a single exon. Gene Ontology annotation, cellular component: nucleus; transcription preinitiation complex. Lineage: Eukaryota; Fungi; Ascomycota; Pichiomycetes; Pichiales; Pichiaceae. The record is from RefSeq and is a predicted model, not a curated record. The coding region runs from base 50 to 1069 and encodes 339 amino acids. Gene Ontology annotation, biological process: transcription preinitiation complex assembly; transcription initiation at RNA polymerase II promoter; regulation of DNA-templated transcription. Gene Ontology annotation, molecular function: RNA polymerase II general transcription initiation factor activity; sequence-specific DNA binding; TBP-class protein binding.
GUCAGCCUUUCCGCCAGACUCAGGUACCCCGUACACCUCGUCGACAAACAUGACCACCGCAGAGAGAAGAUUUCCAAGAGGUGUUAACUUGAACGUCACUCUAUCAUGUCCGGAAUGUAAAGUCUUCCCUCCUGACUUGAUCGAAAGACACAGUGAAGGAGACAUUGUUUGUGGACUCUGUGGGUUGGUUCUUUGCCAGAGAAUUAUUGAUAACAGAUCCGAAUGGAGAACCUUCAAUAACGACGACCAAAAGGGUGACGACCCUUCCCGUGUGGGUGAGGCCACAAAUUCUAUAUUGGAUGGUGACCAAUUAAACACUGUGAUCUCUGCAGGUAUCGAUGCCAGUCGAGCAGCCAGAGAUCUUAACAGGACCCAAAGUAGAUCUUUCGCCGAUAAAAAGUCCCAUAUCCUACAGGCUGCAUUCGCCAAAAUUACUCAGAUGUGUGAUGGUUAUCAGCUUCCUAGAGUCGUUCAAGAUGGUUCAAAGGAAGUCUAUAAAUUAGUCUAUGAUGACCCAUCAUUGAAGGGGAAAUCACAGGAGAGUAUUAUGGCAGGUGCAAUCUUCCUAGGUUGUAGAAAGGCAAGCGUCCCUCGUUCUUUUAAGGAAAUAUGGGCUCUAACGAACGUUCCGCGUAAGGAGAUUGGCAGAGUUUUUAAGGCAAUUAACUCGAUCAUUCAGCGGAAGAAUGAAGAACAGGGUGGUUUGAUCACUUACCAAAAUGAUAGUAUAAAUACAAGACACACAAAUCCAGAGGAUUUGGUGGGCAGAUUCUGCUCCCAUCUUGGAUUAUCUCCUCAAGUCGCCAGUGCAGCCCAGUCGAUUGCCAAGAGUCUGAAAGACGUCGGUGUACUUGAAGGUAGAUCUCCAACAACCAUUGCCGCAACAGUCAUCUAUUUUACUACUCUGGUAUUUGAUCAGAAAAUCACCCUUUCAAAAAUCAGUGAGAAGACAGGGGUUUCCGAGGGUACCAUAAAGUCGUCUUACAAAUUGAUGCAUUCUGCAAGACAAAAGUUAGUGGAUCCUGCAUGGAUUGAAAGCGGUAGAGUAGACAUCUCCAAGCUGGAGUGAUUAGCUCAGUCAAGGCCGAACAACAAAAACGACAACAAAAAAGAAAAAAAAAACACCAAAAAAAAAAUCAAAACAUUAACUAAUACUACUCGUUAUCAUUAUUUGCUGCGUCAUCUUUCUAAUCGUAAAAACUGAAACUAUUCGAAGUCUAGAAAUCUUUUUCAAUUCAAAACGGACUGCGCUGUCCUUCUUUUUCCUUUUUUUUGUGUAAAAAAAGUUACUAUCACAAAUGUGAACUAUAAACAGUGAAAUAUGUUACAUAAAUUUAUCGAUUUAUAUAUUGUUUGUUAUUUUUCGGGCUUUAAACUCGAUCUAUUGUUAUGUACAAAAAAUUUCUCAAAAAAAUAAAAAACCUC